Lecanosticta acicola is the source of this 1604-nucleotide messenger RNA. The record is from the annotation of a GenBank genome assembly. NCBI's taxonomy places the organism in Eukaryota, Fungi, Ascomycota, Dothideomycetes, Mycosphaerellales, Mycosphaerellaceae.
AUGGAACUCGACCCGAAAGUUGGUAAGCGAUUCCGACGAGAGACUGGCGUCGAAGCCGUGGCUGACAAUUUUCAAGCGCCGUCAAGCACAAGCGACCCGAAUUCCUUUGCGUAUGUGUCGGCGAGGGAGAGGUGGCCAACAAUAUUGGUAGAGCCUGAUCGGAAACCGCACGCACACGGAGACUUACAAUUCUCGCAGACACAAGCCAUUGACGAUGUCCAUCGAGCGACCUCCCAGGAAUCCGGUGAGAAGGCGGAGGAGGGCAAGCAGAUCACCCAAGGCCUUGCUACGCUCAAAUACGAGCUCCAGCAUAAUCGACAGCUGAGGUAUGUCAACAUCCAAGGGCUGUGGUGUUUGAGAUACUGACCAUAGGCAGCCCGCUGUCUGAUGAUGGCGGCUCAGAUAUCCCCGGCUACAACAAAGAACUCGAGCAGCGUGGUCACCCCAAGUGGCAUGAUGUGGCAUGGCUCUACGCAGAGUGCUAUCUCUACAGACGCAUGGCGACUCUCUUCGCAAACUCCAAACACUGGAAGAACUACGAUGUCUUUUCAAAACAGAAGACUUCGACCUUUCGCUCAUCGAGGCCGGCUGUCAUCGAGCUUGCCCACCGAUACAACGACUUGACAAAGCAAUUCCAGUCGAACCAGUCGGCCAUCGCUUCAGCAAGUGCUGAGGAGCGCGAAAAUGCCGAGAAGCUGCUUUUCGUCGAGAUGUGCGAGAUCUGCCUGUGGGGAAAUGCCACCGAUCUGUCACUGCUCACGAACCUGAGCUACGAUGAUAUUCAGAAGUUGCAGGGUGCCAAUGCCCGCAAGGCCAACGAAGACAAGAUCAUCGUGAAUGAUUUCGCAUCAGCGUUUGCUACAUUGAAGAAAGCCAAGGCCUCUGGUGCCAAGGAGCGACGAGUCGACAUCGUACUCGACAACGCUGGAUUUGAGCUAUUUGUCGAUCUCGUGCUGGCCGGCUACCUUCUGCAAGCGGAUUUGGCUACUCAGAUCGUGCUCCAUCCAAAGAACAUUCCUUGGUUUGUCUCAGAUGUGAUUCCGAAAGACUUCGGCGAUCUCCUGAACGUGCUGGUCAAUGCUAAGACUUUCUACGAAUCGCCGUCGGAGGAAGAGCAAGCGCAGGGAGUGAAACCUCAAGCAUUAAAUGAGGCGGAUGCAGAGAGUCUGCAGACGCUCUUCCAGAACUGGAGUCAGCUGUACGCUGAGGGUAAGAUCGUCCUCCGACCCAAUGUCUUCUGGACUGAGGGAGGGAGCUAUUGGCGUCUCCCCAAGACUGCGCCCAAGCUGUACGAGGAUUUGAAGGAGAGCGAACUGGUCAUCUUCAAAGGCGACCUAAACUACCGCAAAUUGACGGGAGACGUGAUGUGGGAUCCUACCACGCCUUUCCCCGAAGCGCUUGGCCCUCUAGGCCCUGGAUCUGGAAUCAACGUACUGGCACUGAGGACGUGCAAAGCCGACGUUGUUGUGGGACUGCCAAAGGGAGAAGACGAGCGACUGCGAGCCGUGGAAGGAGGAGGUGGUAACAGUGGCGCGAGAAAAUGGGCGUGGAGCGGCAAGUGGGCAGUGGUGAGCUUCUGCGGUGGAAAGGGACAGACCCCCUGA